AUGGACAACGCUUCCAGGCCCCACGGCAACCGACCUUUAUGGGUUGGGUUCAGAAGAAUGUCAGUAGUUGUGUUCGGCUUUCCGGAAUUGUCCUCCUCCUGUCGCUCUCCUCUAUUCUCCAGCAAAGUGGCACUGGAAGUAGGGAUCCUCUUGAUCACCGAGCCCAACGGCGCCAGACUGGUCUGGGCUCGCCGGUCGCCGUCUGGCUGUGGGCUAUUAGGUUUCAUCGAGGGUUCCAAGAUACUCCGCGUAUCACGGUGUCUGGAGUUACGUUGUGGAUAA
Molecule: messenger RNA, 282 nt
Organism: Neurospora tetrasperma FGSC 2508
Lineage: Eukaryota; Fungi; Ascomycota; Sordariomycetes; Sordariales; Sordariaceae
Exons: 2
Coding region: 1-282 (93 amino acids)
Source: RefSeq, a predicted model, not a curated record